Rhizophagus irregularis DAOM 181602=DAOM 197198 is the source of this 1127-nucleotide messenger RNA. RefSeq lists its product as uncharacterized. Gene Ontology annotation, cellular component: nuclear origin of replication recognition complex. Gene Ontology annotation, biological process: DNA replication initiation; DNA replication. The record is from RefSeq and is a predicted model, not a curated record. Gene Ontology annotation, molecular function: DNA binding. Lineage: Eukaryota; Fungi; Glomeromycota; Glomeromycetes; Glomerales; Glomeraceae.
CGUUUUUUCCUUGUUAUUUGUAUUUUAACUUGACGUUGGUAAAAAAAAAAAAAAUUAUAUAUAUAUUUAAUUUAUAUUUUGAUUUAGAAUAAAACGAAAUGUUGAGACGAAACACUACCAUUUUUACGAACGUGAUACGCGAACUUGGACUUCAAAAUGACGAAGUAGAAAUUAAAACAAAAGCUUUUGAAAUUCAAAAGGAAGUCGAAAGAAAAAUAGACUCCAAACUUAUUACACAUUGGCAUAGUUGUAAACCUGCACUUUGUAUUCACGUCGCGUGUGAAAUGUUAAAAAUUCCAUUUGAUAAACGUUCAAUAGUAAAACUUGCAAGUACAACGGAACAAAAUUAUUCUUCUUCUCUUUCUUAUAUCAAGAAAAAUUUAAACAUUUCCACUUUAAGUUUUGAACUAUUAGCGUCACGUUUUGGAUGUCCAAAAACUUUACCAUACCUUGAAUCAAUGUUUGAAAUUUUUAAAAAUAAUUGGACAAAAGAUUUGACAAGUGCUAAUAUUAAAGCAAUAGAUUGGGAUGAUGACGUAUUUAAAGUUGCAAUAUUUUGGUGUGUUUGUAAGGCGUUUAAAGAUCUUCAAAAUCGAAUAACUUUACAAGAGUUAAUUGAUCUACCAGAGAUUACAAUUACUCGUGCUGAAUCAAACAAAUAUACAAAACUUGUUGAAACCUAUUGUAAGAGUUACAUCGAUGAACUUAGAUCACAAAAAAAAGCUGGACUUAGAUUAGCAUUAAAAAAACCAGUACCUCUUAAAAAAAAAUCCAAACCUAAAGGUAAUGAAAGUAAAACGAAUGAUAAUGGUAAAGAGACAAAAAGAGGUAGAAAACGAAAAUUGCAAGAUGAAGAGAAAAACGUACAACAUGAAAAAGAUGAAGAUGAUGAGGAAACAAUCUCAAAAUCGGUAGAUAAUGAAGAAGAAGAAAUUUCUUGUAUCGGAUCGUGUGUUUCACAGGGAGAAAUGAAAAUCGUCAAUUACUGGGAAACGCAGUUAUAUAGUGAUUAUCUAGACUGGCGUGAAAAGAUUAUGCAAAAAAUAUCCGAAAAAGAAUAAAAUGGAUAGAAAAAUGAUUAUAAUUAUAUAAUUUUAAUUGAUAGAUGAAUGCUUUUUUGUAAAAAU